Molecule: messenger RNA, 1278 nt
Organism: Dermatophagoides pteronyssinus (European house dust mite)
Lineage: Eukaryota; Metazoa; Arthropoda; Arachnida; Sarcoptiformes; Pyroglyphidae
Gene: Ubc2
Product: ubiquitin conjugating enzyme 2
Source: RefSeq, a predicted model, not a curated record
UAAUUUGUGUGUGGUUGUCUGUCACUGUGUUUCUGCCUUUGCUCGCAUUGGUUCGAGCUAUUCUCUUUUGUCGCUUGUGUAUUUUUUUUUUGUGUGUUUUUUUGUCGAUCGAAUUGUUUGGUUGUCCACACAUUGGGCUUUGUCUAACUUAAUUUGGGCCCUUCAUUCCAAAGAAUUUGAUUACCAAAUUUAAUAGUGAUUGUUUGGAAAUUGAAUUGCUGACCACAAAUAACAGUGCAAACGAAACCAAGUCAAUAGUCAAUUUGAGUGAUUACCACGAUGAGUGACGAUCGCACUGAUCCGUAUGGUCAACAAAAACAAUCACAGCGCUAUAAACGACAAAGAACCGCAUCGGCAACAGAAACGUCAUCAUCGUCGAAUUUGAAUCAAGAAACCGGAGGUGGUUCUGCUAAUAUGUCAGCUACCCCUUCAGCAUCAACAUCUGGAUCUCGAACUACUCGAACAACAAUGGCCACGACCAAUAAUCAUCAUCAAAACCAUAAUCAUAACUCUACCACAUCCACAUCAUCAUCAUCAUCAUCCAAUAAUGAUAGUUCAGGAACGGCGAGCAUUAAACAGAAUGGCGAUAGUGCCAAGGACGGCAAUAGUAAUAAAACAAAGCCGUUGACUAAGGCACUAAGUACAAGUGCCAAAAGGAUACAGAAGGAGCUUGCAGAAAUUACCCUUGAUCCGCCACCCAAUUGCAGUGCCGGUCCAAAAGGCGAUAAUCUCUAUGAAUGGGUAUCCACCAUUCUUGGACCUCCUGGUUCUGUAUACGAAGGUGGUGUGUUUUUUCUGGACAUUCAUUUCUCAUCAGAAUAUCCAUUUAAACCACCAAAAGUGACAUUUCGUACACGUAUAUAUCAUUGCAAUAUUAAUAGCCAAGGUGUUAUAUGUCUGGAUAUAUUAAAAGAUAAUUGGAGUCCUGCAUUGACAAUAUCAAAAGUAUUGCUAUCGAUUUGUUCAUUGCUUACUGAUUGUAAUCCAGCCGAUCCUCUGGUAGGUAACAUUGCCACUCAAUACAUCAACCACCGGGAAGAGCAUGAUCGAAUCGCACGGCUUUGGACAAAACGUUAUGCUACCUAGAUAAAGGAAUCAAGAUGCAAAAUACAAUCUGCCAGUAUACACGAACACACACACACAUGCUAUCCUAACAUUCAGGACUAAUUGGUCCAUUUUACACUAAUUAGGUCUCUUUGAAUUUCUUAUAUAUCCAUCGAUUCUUAUCCUUUUUAUUUCGAAGUUUGAUAUGACACAUGCACAAAUGAUCGCACUGAU